CGCUUGGGAUUCCGCCGUUUUGCAAAAGCAAUCUCGCGGCUGCAGAGCCUCAGAGCUACGCCGAGGAUCAGCCAGACUGCCAGACCAGCCGCCCGAAUAUUCCCAAAGCCGUAUCACGCGAGCGCUAGCAGGCGGUAGACCAUCCUCUCGGGGCAAGUUAGGCAAGUUAGCCUGCAGUCAUGCGGCGCAAAAAUGACACCUCGGUCCUUUCUCCUCACCGAAAAACCCCUCCUGAAGUCCAACCUGGCCCGGCAUUGUGCCCAAACAAGCCGCAAGGGCACGAGCUUGCCCUCCCGUUGGUGCAUCUUCUCUCGUGCCCGGCGGAUCGGCCUGAUGCUGUUCCCCGUGGGAGACAGCCCCGCCCAUGUCGACAUCGGAUAGUACACUAGUACCACCACUUAUCGCCGGUUUAUCACCACAGGAGCCCCAUGGGUCCCAGGGCCGAGGCCUCGGUGCUGGCACGCCAGUCGCCAAUCAACGCCGCAGCAGAGGAGGGCCACCUUGCCCACCUUGCCCACAGGGCGCACCUCAUCGUGCCCGGUGGAGCUGACAGGCGGUGACCGUUGGACAAGCUGAACAAGCUCACUGUCGUCCUGCAGGACACUGCAGGACACCUUGCGCCAAGGGAGAGGCGAGUCAGGGGUCUUAGACACAUCCUGUGGUAGGCGAUCGACCGCCAAAGAAAGUUUUCUCAGCGUUGCCGGCACCUCGAUACUGCCUGCGGUUACCUGGCCUUCUCCUGCUCACGACGCCGGCGGGCCAACCUUGGAACACCAUAGAUCUCGGCAGUCCUGUCACGCUUUUCCUCUCCCCCAAUAGAUUCCUUGCCACUCGUUGGUUUAGAUUUUAAUUAGACCCAAGAGGCGGAAAAAGACUCGGCAGACCCAUAUAUGGGGUGAUCGACGUCACAAUCUCACCGACACCCCGGGGCCAGGCUCUUGUCUCUAAUUUUGCGGAGGUGGCAGUGCUGGGAAGAGGGUCGAGCCGUGUGCCUGGCGUUGCCGAAUUGCCGUGCGUUCGUGGCGGCCAACGAGGGCAGAAUGAUGUUUGGGGAGAAGGAUCCUCACCGCUCUGACCUCUUCAUCUACGACACAGACAGGCUGCAGAGCGACAUCCUGCUGCACGAUGGCACCUCCCACCUGAGAUAUCAGGAGUAUGCGGUUUUCGCAAAGGACAGCGACUACGCCAGCACGGUCCAGUCGUCCGAGACGGACAAUGACCGGCCUUUCCUCAAGCAUGUCGGCCAGUGCAUCAUCGGCGAGGAUGGCAAGGGCGACGAUCUAUUCCACCAGGCCAUGAGGGAGGACCAGUCGGUUGACAUGCAGGGGAACUGGGGGCCCAGGUGGAAAGGCUCGCCACAUCUGCUGCAGGGGAGAGUGAGGCAGGUCAUCUGCCACCGCCGCAAGAACCACAGGUCCAGCGAGGACAUGAACCUGGACGGGCUGCACCUCACCAGGGCAGACUUCAGCCUCAUGGACCUGCACCCGGCCACGCUGCAGUACGUGAGGCGCACGACCGUCGAGUCCAUGUUCUGGGACCGCCACCACGAGAAGCUGAGCAUCAUCAUGUCCUUCCCGUCGGACCCAACGGCGCCGUACGACUUCCUGUCCAUGACGCACAGCAUCCCCGACCGGACGACGACCGUCCUGGUGCGGCAGUCCUUCGACCCGAACCAGCACACCGUCGAGGACCUGGACCAGUACGACCAGCGGAUGCAGAGCUGCAAGUCACACUGGGCCCACCCCCUCGUGAUCCCGGUGAUGCUCCUGCAGGUGCAGUUCGCGUGGACCGAGCAGGCCGUGGCAGACAACCACAGCGAGGUCGUCGCCGUGGAGAGGGACGUGAGCAACAUGGCGGGCUUCGACGCCUUCGACGAGACGGCGCGGCGGCGGCGGACGAGCUCCUCUGCAGGCGGGCCACCAAACCGGCAGGGCAUGGCCCCGGGCCACAGCCACAAAGGCGGCGGCGGCGGCGGCGGCACAGGGAGCCAGACGGGGUCGGGCCAGCAGCAGCAGGUGUACAAGAAGUCGACCGAGCUGAUGAAGAACGCGCACGACGUCCUCAAGCGCAGCAUCCGGCUGCUCGACACGCUGCAAUGGAUGGACCGCGCCAUCAAGAUCCUCAUCGAGGCCGGGGAUGCCCUCGACGACGUCCGGCAGGACUCGGAUGGGCCCCCGGCUUCCAGCACCGCGUCGUCGUUCCCCAUGCCGCUGUCUGCGCGCGGAAGGGUCGGCACUGGGCUGCUCAAGGCGAGGAUCCAGGAGGACCCGCUUACCGGCCACUGGCACGAGAUCAAGCAGUACCUGGAUGGUCUGCUGCAGCUUUGCCUGUCGCUCAAGACGGACCGGACGAUUUUGGAAAUGAGAUGCAAGGCGUUGGUGGAUAUAAUUUACAGUAAAAUGGCCCAAGAAGAUAAUAAUCUCAACGCACGGAUGGCCGUGUCCUCCUCGCGGGACUCAUCCUCAAUGAAGGCACUGGCGGUCAUCACUGCAAUAUUCCUGCCAGGCGAGUUCAUGUCGUCCCUCUUCGGCAUGUCGAUAUUCGACUGGCAGCCCGGGGGCGACCAGGACGGGGGAGACGGCGGCGACUCGGUAGUAAGCUGGCGCUUCUGGAUAUAUUGGUCCAUCACCGUGCCCCUGACCAUCGGCAUCCUGGUGUGCUGGCGUGCGUGGUGGGUGGGCCAGGAUCGGUACUUCAGGAAGCAUCUGUCCAAGGACCUCAGUGAGGAGAGGUACUGGACCGAUGAUAGGAAGCCGCGAGAGCUGGAGACUAGCUUUCUUCACGAUUUUAUAUACAUGUCGGUGCGGCGGGGAGAGACGGUGGCCGAGGCCAGGGGCGGCACUGCCAUGUUCCCGAGCUCGAGGAAAGGCUCGAGCUCGAGCGACGAGGACGGCAUCAAGUGGUUCAGCAAAGGCUCGAGGAGCAAGACGCUUUCGAGCACUGGGCUCACCAGCCCGCCGCCUGUUUUUCGGCUGAGGCAGAUAGUGUUCGACGAGGGCGAGAAGGGGCGGAGAAGGAGCACGGGGUUGGUAUAGUAAUGGCUCAACUUAAUGAAAAA
Molecule: messenger RNA, 3058 nt
Organism: Diaporthe batatas
Lineage: Eukaryota; Fungi; Ascomycota; Sordariomycetes; Diaporthales; Diaporthaceae
Exons: 2
Coding region: 1041-3035 (664 amino acids)
Molecular function (GO): magnesium ion transmembrane transporter activity; magnesium ion binding; cobalt ion transmembrane transporter activity
Source: RefSeq, a predicted model, not a curated record